CUUACACGGACUAGUGAAAGCAGGAGCGUCGAUCAGAGAGUUUUCAAAUUCAAGAAGAUCGUUACAAAAAUGGACACGUUGCUAAUAAGUAACCGUAUUUAUUUAAACUCGGAGCAAAAGCACGGUUUCAUCAGCGGAGGAAUCCUGAUCUCCCAUAAAGAUGGAAAAGUGAGCAGAAUCUUCUCCUCGCUGUUGGCGGUCGAUGUCUACCUGCUGCAUAACGAAGCUGAAGUACACAACUUCGGCGAUCUGGUGCUGAUGCCCGGUUUGAUAGACUCCCAUGUGCACAUCAACGAACCCGGCCGUACCGAAUGGGAGGGAUUCCAUACGGCAACCAAGGCGGCCGCAGCCGGUGGAUUCACCACCAUCUGCGACAUGCCUCUGAACUCGAUUCCACCGACAACGACGCUGGCUAAUCUUCACACAAAGAUCACUGCCGCCCGGGGGAAGAUCUUCACCGAUGUUGCCUUCUGGGGUGGCGUUGUUCCGGGCAACGCAAGCGAGUUGAAGAAGAUGAUUCAUGCUGGGGUGGUUGGGUUCAAGUGUUUCCUGUGCCCCAGCGGUGUGGAUGAAUUUCAACACGUUGAAGAGGAUGAUUUGCACCAGGCGCUGAAGGUGAUGGAAGGGACCGGAUCGGUGCUGGCUUUCCACGCCGAGAUGGAAUGCGCUGAGAGUCCAUCCCAUGGUCACAAUCCGAAAAAAUACGCAACUUUCCUUCACUCCCGCCCAGAUCAGAUGGAGGCAGACGCAAUCGAACUGGUGUCCACACUUUCCCAACAGUACAACGUCCCGUGCCACAUCGUGCAUCUGUCUGCAGCGCGCGCGCUACCCUCGAUUCGUGCCGCUCGGCGAAACGGGGCCAAACUCACGGUUGAAACCUGUCAUCACUAUCUAUCGAUCACCGCAGAAGAUAUUCCGGAUGCGCGCACCGAGUACAAAUGCUGUCCUCCGAUUCGGGGCAAGACCAAUCAGGAGCAGCUGUGGCAAGCGAUUCGCAAUGGCGACAUCGAUAUGGUCGUUUCGGAUCAUUCGCCCAGCACACCGGACAUGAAGCUACUCACGAGCGGAAAGCAUCGGGGCGAUUUCCUCAAAGCAUGGGGAGGCAUUUCUUCUGUGCAGUUCGGGUUGCCAUUGUUUUGGACUAACUGCCGGCGCUACGGGCUGGAUAUUGCAGAUCUGGUUCGGCUGCUCUGUACCGAGCCGGCUCGGAUGUGUGGGCUUGAUAACGUGAAGGGUCGGCUGGAGGUUGGCUACGAUGGAGAUGUUUGCGUUUGGGAUCCGGCAGAUACGUUUACCGUUACCCAGGAUGUUAUCGAGUUCCGCAACAAAACGAGUCCCUACGUUGACCAGAAGCUACGCGGAGUGGUUCACGCGAGUUUUGUGCGCGGCUACUGUGUGUACCGGAGGACAGAGAAGUUUGGUGCUCCCGUGGGUGAUAUUUUGCUGAAAAGACCGAAUCGGCCGGGGUCGAAGACUCUUAUUAUCAAUUAGUGGUUAAGUGCUUGAUAUUUAAGCUUCAAAUAUGUAUAAUCUAAUUUAAGUUUUUUCAUGAAUUGUACAGUAAUGUAGGAAAAAGGUAACCCUUCAUCAAAUAGUUUAACCAAUUCAAUCCAACCAGAAAUCCGCUGUCAUUAAAAUAUGUGAAACUAUACAGGGAAUCAGACAAAAUUUUGCUAAGAAUGUGACUAGCGAAAUUUCGUCAAUGUUAAAUAGGGCAUAACUCUUCGUAAAAUAUACUCAACAAAUGCAACUGGUUGCAUUUGACGGGGAAAUAAUCCCGCGGAUAGAAUCAGGUCGUAUUUAAUGUUUGUUGCUGGAAUCAUAAAUGAAAAGUAAAUAAAAACUCAUACUAGGUAAAAAAUAAAAACGAU
This is a messenger RNA of Toxorhynchites rutilus septentrionalis, 1871 nucleotides long. RefSeq names its product allantoinase, mitochondrial. NCBI's taxonomy places the organism in Eukaryota, Metazoa, Arthropoda, Insecta, Diptera, Culicidae. Gene Ontology annotation, biological process: allantoin catabolic process; purine nucleobase catabolic process. Gene Ontology annotation, cellular component: cytoplasm. The record is from RefSeq and is a predicted model, not a curated record. The transcript is spliced from 3 exons. Gene Ontology annotation, molecular function: allantoinase activity; cobalt ion binding; zinc ion binding. The coding region runs from base 70 to 1491 and encodes 473 amino acids.